Molecule: messenger RNA, 3060 nt
Organism: Octopus sinensis (East Asian common octopus)
Lineage: Eukaryota; Metazoa; Mollusca; Cephalopoda; Octopoda; Octopodidae
Product: ankyrin repeat domain-containing protein 42-like
Exons: 12
Coding region: 69-1562 (497 amino acids)
Molecular function (GO): protein binding
Source: RefSeq, a predicted model, not a curated record
GUUCCCAUAGCAACCAAUAACUAAAGCAGACCUAUAAUGUUCUAAGUGGCGAUACUUGACGGAGCACCAUGCCAGCCAUUCAGAAGUACUCUAACAUCCAUGAAGCUGUGAAAGCAGGUGAUGUAAAUGAACUUACAAAAAUGGUGAAAUGUGGUGCCAGUGUUAAUGAAAUCAGAGGAAGAGACAAGUUUACUCCAUUGCACACAGCUUGCGAUAUUGGAGCAUUGGAAGUACUUCACUGGUUGAUGUGGAAAAGGGCAGACCCAAAUCUAUGCACACCCCAAGGUUGGACUCCAGCACAUAUUGCAGCUAUAAGAGGAGAAGAUACUUGUCUCCAGGCACUAUCCAAUAACAAUGUGUCACUCAAUGUAAGAGAUAACUAUGACAGAACACCAUUGCACAUUGCUGCAGCUCAUGGAAACUCAUUUUGCUUGUAUACAAUUCUUAGAAAUGCUACAGAAAUUGAUGCUGAUGACAAAAAUGGCUGGACUGCUGUGCACCAUGCAUCCUUCCAUGGCCACCUCGGUUGUGUACAGACACUGUAUAAAUGGCAUGCAAAAACUGAUGUCACAGAUAAACAGGGAAACACACCAGCACACCUAGCUGCUAUGGAAGGAAACUUACUUUGCCUUAAGUUUCUUGUCUCUUGCAAGAGUGACCCUAAUGAUAUAUUAAAGGCUAGCAAUGAUCUUGGAGAAGUCCCAAAAGAUUUGGCCAGUCAAUUCUACAAAGAAAAUGUUGUUAACUAUAUUGAAGCCAUUGAAUGGAAAAAAGAACAUCCAGAAAAAUCUGAAAAUUUAUCUUUCCCUGCUCAUGUGGCUGCUUCUAGAGGCAAUCUUGAACAUUUGCAAAUGUUGGUAGAAAAUGGUAUUGUGAGUAUCAACGAGUGUGAUAGCAAUGGAUCCACAUUAGCUCAUAAAGCUGCAGGCCAAGGUCAAACUCAUAUAUUGCAGUGGUUAAUUGAAAUGGGUGCUACUGUAUCUAUAAGUAACCAUGUUGGUGAUUCACCAAAGGAUUUAGCUGAGCGCUUUGCUCAUCUAGCAUGUAUCAAACUGUUACAGGAUGCUUCCCCAGAAGAGGAUGAAAUUACUCAAAUGGAUUUACGUGUUCUCUCUAGAAACUCUACAGCACAAAAUACAAACAAAAAUGAUCAAGCAUUAGACCGAGCAAAGGAAAAGGUGCAGGACCUUGAAGAAGAGCUCAAUAUAGCUAGAAAGAACUACAGUCAACUUGGUGGCAUGAUUUCAGAGGAACAAAAACAAAGAAAAGACAUACAAGAAAAGAAUCAAACAAUCAAAGAAUUGGAAACUCAGCUUGAGUAUGAGCGACUACGUCGAGAGAAACUGGAGGCUCAAGUUGAUGAGUGUCAACAACAGCUUGCUCUAAUUGGAGCCAACUUCACUUCUGAAGACACAGAUGCAAGUUCUGAUAUCUCAACAAAGCCAUCGAAUCAAGUGCCUACAAAAUAUGCUAAAUCACCAAAGGUCAACCAUAAAUAUAAAACUGAAGGUAUAUCCAUUAAGCGAAGUGUCAACAAUGGAAAAAAGUCAGCUGUUAAGUGACACACUGAUACACACUGUUUACUUAUCCAAUACUUAAUAUAUUCUUAUAUCACUGUAUUUUAUAUCAAUACCAUGGGUUUUAAAUUGACAAAUACCAGGCCCACUGAAAUAUUAGUGAAUAAUUUUUGGGUUCCCCUCUUUAUUUAUGAAAACACAAAACUUUUUGUUUGAUUUUUGCCAAUUUUAAACCAUCUUAAUUUUGUUUGUCUCCUUUUUAAUCUUUAAAGUGUCUCCACUCUCAUUAGAGGAGACACUGUACUAAAGUAAUGAUUUCUUACAUUGCUAUAAGAUCUCAGGAGGAGGAGGAGGAGUGAUAUUUCUGAUGUUUCUGUAUUUUGCAAAGGCAUUAAGUUAUUUUCAUGAGUGAAACAUCAAUAUUGUUGUAAGUUAUUGAAGUAGAUUUCAAGUGGGGUUAUAGCUCUUGUUAGAAGAUUAAUAUACUUAAUCAACAACAGGUUAGUGAUAUGUACUUAAUAAAAUACUGUUUGCAAAUCAUAAGUAAGCACUAGAUAUCAAGAAUACAGUUUUACUUCAUUUGUUUGUCAAAAUGAGUUUAUCAGAUUUAAUGACAAAUUAUGUAAGAUAGUAAACUAUUUUACAAAAAUUAACAUUACUCCUAAGAUCCUAAUAAAACGGUGAUUGUGCCUCUAUCAAGUAAUAUUUGCAUAAAACAGUCUUUUUUAUUAAGCUAUUAAGUUGUGAUAUGUGUAACUGAAUAACAAAAAUGAAAUUACCCCCAAAACACAUUUUAAACAUUUUUUAAGGAAUUCAUUACCCCCUAAAUAUUAAUGCUAAAGUAAUUCAAAACUACAAAACUAUAUGUUUUUACAUAAAUGAGUCUGAUAAUAAUUUUGGUAGCAAGUGUUAUUGAGGAAAAAAAUAAAUUUUUGUGUAACCUCUGAUUAAAAACCUGUCUUCUCACUUUGAAUGCUUAUUUGACCUACAGGUUUGGAAUAUGAUCUUGUUUUAUAUCAUAGUUAUGUUUAAAAUACCAGUGAUUUCUUGCAUUAAGUACAAUCAAUAUCUCAGUUUAAUAUGAAAAACAAUUUUUUUUUCUUUCAAGAAUAUUAGUGAAAAGUCUGAAUUUUUCUUCUGGAUAUUAAGUGAUUAUUUUGUUAAUGCACAAAGAUAAGGGACUACAGUUAUAGUUAUCCUUUCAGGAAUUUGUAUGAUCAAUACAGCCAGUGCUUAGAUCCAUAAAAUAUAUUGUAAAUGCCUAAGGUGUCAAUCACAAAAUAGAAGUACAUUCUAUUUCUUUCUGCUAUAUAUGCUCCUGUAAAUAUUUGUCUUGAUAUUUUGAAGGAAUGAUAUUUAGUAUUGGUUUCCUAAUGUGAGAUAAAUCUCUUCUUGGACACAAUACUGCCCAUCUCAAAUAGCAUUCAUAGUUGCACUGAUGCUUGUUUUUAAAAACUAGGUAAAUUUAAGCUUACCAUUUUAAAACUCAUGGACCUAUGCUACAGUUAUUGUCAAAUUCACUUUUGUAGUACUCUUAAGAAAG